Molecule: messenger RNA, 1287 nt
Organism: Arabis nemorensis
Lineage: Eukaryota; Viridiplantae; Streptophyta; Magnoliopsida; Brassicales; Brassicaceae
Source: the annotation of a GenBank genome assembly
AUGGCGGAGGAGUCGAAGGAAAACGAAGAGAAGGUGAAGCUUUUCGUCGGACAAGUUCCGAAACACAUGUCGGAGACUCAGCUCCUCGCAUUGUUUCAGGAAUUUGCCGUCGUCGACGAAGUCAACAUCAUUAAGGACAAGAUAACGCGAGCUUCCCGAGGAUGUUGUUUUGUGAUAUGUCCUUCAAGAGAAGAAGCAGAUAAAGUGGUCAAUGGUUGUCAUAACAAGAAGACAUUGCCUGGGGCAUCCAGUCCGUUGCAAGUUAAGUAUGCAGAUGGAGAGUUGGAAAGACUAGAGCACAAACUUUUCGUUGGUAUGCUUCCAAAGAAUGUCUCUGAAGCUGAAGUCUUAUCGUUAUUCUCUCAGUACGGAGCCAUAAAGGAUCUACAAAUUCUAAGAGGGUCUCUACAAACUAGCAAAGGAUGUGUUUUUCUGAAGUAUGAGACUAAAGAACAAGCGAUCACUGCGAUGGAAGAGAUGAACGGAAGACAUAUAAUGGAGGGUUCGACUGUUCCUUUGGUCGUCAAAUGGGCAGACACAGAAAGGGAAAGACAAACCCGCAGACUUCAAAAAGCUCAAACUCAUGCCUCCAGACUCGGUAACCCUGAUCCGCAAAAUCCCUCGCUGUUUGGAGCCUUACCCAUGGGUUAUGUUCCUCCUUAUAAUGGAUAUGGCUAUCAUGCACCUGGAACUUAUGGGUACAUGCUACCACCUAUCCAAACUCAACCUGCAUUCCACAAUAUGAUUUCACCGAACAACGGUAACAACAACGCAUUGCCUGGAACCUCUUUGACAGAGUCUGUUCCACCGCGUUUAGCCGCCCGUAGAAACUUCCCAGUGGCUCUUGGAAAUUACAACUAUAAUGGUUUUCAGUAUCCAGUGGCGUUUCCUAGAGGGAUGAUCACUCCUCGCCUUCCUCUAACCACGGCUCCAUUUGGCAUUUCUAACAACGGCGCAUCAAUACCUUCCUCGGUCCAAACUGAAGGACCGGCAGGUGCAAAUCUAUUUAUCUACAACAUACCACGGGAAUUCGGGGAUCAAGAACUCGCGGCUACGUUUCAACAGUUCGGUAAGGUUAUAAGCGCCAAGGUUUUUGUAGACAAGGCAACUGGUGUAAGCAAAUGUUUUGGAUUUAUUAGUUACGACUCACAAGAAGCUGCGCAGAACGCUAUAAACGCGAUGAACGGUCGCCUAAUAAGCGGUAAGAAACUGAAAGUCCAGCUUAAGAGAGAUAACGGCCAACAACAGAGUAACAAACCGUUAUUAAACGGUUUAUUACACCCGUAA